Talaromyces proteolyticus is the source of this 444-nucleotide messenger RNA. RefSeq lists its product as uncharacterized. The transcript is spliced from 2 exons. The record is from RefSeq and is a predicted model, not a curated record. The coding region runs from base 1 to 444 and encodes 147 amino acids. Lineage: Eukaryota; Fungi; Ascomycota; Eurotiomycetes; Eurotiales; Trichocomaceae.
AUGCAGCUCAAGAUUGCCGCCCUCACCCUUGCUUCGGCCAGCGCCGUGCUCGUCGCCGGCGACGCCAUUGCAGAUUUUAAUAUUCCCCCGGACUCCAUCAUGACCGUUCUGGAGACCGCCUUGCCCACCUCCAUCGCCGCCGAGCUCACCAACCCCGCAGCCAUUUCGUCCUGGGCAGAUGCCCUGGUCAGCUCUAUCGAGGCAGGCAACACGCCCGGCUGGGUGGCUUCUCUGCCACCGAGCGUAAAGACGUAUUUGUACACUGCCUACGCGACUGAUGCGACUGCUGCCCCUACUGCCGCUGCUACUGGUGCUACCACGACUACGGCUGCGACUGCGGCAGCUACACAUGCCUCGACUGGUGGUGCUCCUGCUGUUACUGGUGCUUUGGCGAUGGGGGUGGCUGGUGCUGUUGGUGUUUUGGGUCUUGCUAUUGCUCUGUAA